UGUUGUUUGUUAACUUACUUGUCUCCCUCUGCAUGUCUGGGCUAUGUAAUGGAAAUAGUGACAGAUACUCUACACGUAUGGAAAUUCAAAACAACUCGUGCCUUGGGAUGGGCAUGCGCAGAAGGCCAACUCGCAAGUAAUUUCGCAGCUCAGCCUCAAGGAUUUAGCAGGACACCCGACACGACACCGCUCCUGCUGCUGCUCCACCACUCCACCGCUCCACCAUCGUCACCACGUCCCUGAGAGACAGUCACGUUCCCUCCUGAGGCAGAGUGAACACUGAACAGGUGCUCUCCCUCCCGCCUUGGUAGCCAGCCCACUAUGAAGGUCAAAGGUCCAAGAAUGUCUGCCGAUAUCAGCCUUUCCUGCGCAGCACUUGCCAAAAUCCUUCUCCAUGCAGCCCGCUACCCUCAGACGGCAGUGAGUGGGGUGGUGCUGGCCCCCGCGCGAAGUGGAGGGGGUGGAGACACUGGUGCCCCAUCCACUGUGACACUAGUGGAUGCCGUGCCACUCUUCCACCUGAACCUAUCCCUGGCACCUAUGCUGGAAGUGGCUCUCACCCAGAUUGAGCAGUGGUACAAGGCGGAGGGGCUCGUCAUCGCCGGCUACUACCAAGCCAACGAAAACAUCAAGGACAACCUACCGGACUUUGUGGCGCUGAAGGUGGCUGAGAAGAUUGCCGAGAACAACAAUGAUGCCUGCCUGAUUAUGAUUGACAACAGCCGCCUGUGUCUGGACCUGUUGUCAGCGCCGGUCAUUGUGUCGCAGCUCACCUCUGAGGGAAAGUGGAAGAGCAAAGAUAGAUCAAGUGUGCAUGUGGAGCCAGGGGCACUGGACGUGGUGUCACAGUUGCUGCAGCGGCGAGUACAGCACGACGUGUGUGACUUCGAUAACCACCUUGAUGACCUCACCUGCGACUGGGCCAACCCACAGAUCAACAAGCUCCUCACCACCCUCAGUGCGGCUGCCCAGGACUAGCUCACCACCGCCACCACCACCGGAACAUCAUCACAUCUGUCUGUGUGUCUUCAGUGCCUCCGGGUUUUGUCUAGUGGCUGGGUGUGUACAGUGGAAAAGGUAGGGUAAUGCUUUGAGGGUGUGAUUUGUGAGUUAGGUGUCUGUUGAUAAGAGAGUACUUGUUUCCAGUCUGCUCAUCACACACAGCAGGGAUAGCGAGACACAAGGGUUUAGUCACACUGUGAGGGAUAACACUAAUGUUCUUGUCUCCUGUAUCUGACUUGCUGAUCACUGACCCUUGUUCCAGUAGACCCUCCAGUACAUCAUUGCUGAAUCACUGAUAUUGGCAGGAGAGAGGAAGGGAAGGAGGGAGGGAGGGGGUGGCAGUCUUCUUACCUCAUAAUUCCAUAUUUAUUUAGAAUACUGGUAUAUUUGAAAGAAAAUAUAUAUAUGAGUACAUUUAUAUAAGAUUUGUAUUGGUAGAGAAGUUUAGGCUGAGUAGAGAGAGAGAGAGAGAGACUGACUGAGACUGGCAUGGUAUAUUCUGUGGGUCAUAAUAGGCAACUAAACAAAUUUAAUGGGACAGAAUGUGAGGAUUGGCAACCCUCUCGUUUCAAUUCCUGCAGUGACUUUCCAACAUUCCUCUGUGGCAGUGCAGGGUUGGUAAACAGAUCUUGAGUUCAUAGCCAAGUCUGCUGAAUGAGGCUUUGGUAUACUUCCUGUCACACCUGCUGCCUCUUCCGUUCCAUUUGUGUAUGUUUUCAGUAUUAUGGAUCCUUUCCUUUGGGAUUAUUAGUUUUAUUUAUUUAUUUAUUUAUUUAUUUUUUUUUUUUCUCUCCCAGUGAGGAAAAAAGAUGAUGUUUAGUGGAGAGGAGAUGGUGUUCAACAGACUGAAAAUUAAAUCCAAGACUGCAGAUGUUGCAGAAAUUAAUGCAGAAGUAAUUGAGGGGAUGUCAAGACAUUUAGGGUCGAUAUCAGAAGAGCAGUCUGACCUGUGGCAUUUAUGAUCCCCUCCCCAGAAUGGAACUCUAAGGCUGGCAUAGGAGUUGCCAUAUCAGUAAUUUAAAAAGGGUAUGUGUAGUGUUAGGUGCAUGUAGUUUUGUAUGAAGGAGGAGAGUUGUCUUUAGAGCAGGAUGUGACAGGAACCACAGAACUAGUGCUGUUAUAUCUCACUGGGAGUAAAUUAUUGUUUUGGGUCAGUGAGCAGAGUGAGGCCAGGGACCUCUAUGUAUAGCCUGCCAUCAGGAGAGGGAGGUCGAGGCGAGGCAUAAUUUUAUCACAAAUGCAUUCACCUAGUCAUUUGGUGCAAAACUCCUUUAUCUCUUCUAACAUGUUUCCCCUGGCCAUUCACAAAACACAAACAUAAGGGAAGGGAAGUGUGGUGAGUGUGUGUGGUCUUUGGAGCCACUGUAUAUGUAUUGUUAAUAUUGUCAUUCAUUUUUUUAAUUGUUUGUAUAUCUUGUAUGUAUAUUUAUGUUGACUUUUAAUGAUGUACUGAAGGAAGAUAUCAAGUUGAAAUAACAUGUAGAUAAUAUUGGGUUUUCCACAGCAGGGAAGGUAUGGAGAAGACCAGAGUAAUGUUGUGUAGAGUAAGAGUAGUAUUGGUUGUAGAAUGUUGGAGUAUUGUACUGUAGUGGAAGACAGUAGUGGUGCUGAAGAAUUGGUGGCUAUCAAGUUGAGUGAGGAUCUGGAUACAUCUGUACAGUAAACCCUUAAUUUAACAGAACAAAAUGGUAGAUUUUAAAAUUUUAAGAACCUUCCUGAUAGUCAUACAAUGCAUUAAUUCAUAAUUUCAAAGAUUAAAGUAAAAACAAUCAAGCAAUCAAAAUUCUAUGUGUAUGUGGUAACUGAUUUCCUGUAGAGCAAUGAAUAUGUUACAUUCAAAUAAGCUUAAUAGACACCUUGCAUAUCAGUGAAAGGAUUAAACACUCAGAGCAUGAACAGACACAUUCCCUUCUGGAGCAUUAAGACUCCUCCCCUUUCCUCUAUUAACCCCUCAGAUCAAGGGUUCACUGUACCAAGAUGCCAAUGAAGGCAGGGAUUACAGUGUAGUCAGGUGUACACAGUGCUGGUGUCAAUUGUAAAGGAAGGCGUUUUCACCUGUGGGAGUAAUAAAGACUGAUCAUAAUCUU
This is a messenger RNA of Portunus trituberculatus (swimming crab), 3089 nucleotides long. RefSeq names its product ER membrane protein complex subunit 8-like (gene EMC8-9). Bases 322 to 978 code for a protein of 218 amino acids. The record is from RefSeq and is a predicted model, not a curated record. Gene Ontology annotation, cellular component: EMC complex. Lineage: Eukaryota; Metazoa; Arthropoda; Malacostraca; Decapoda; Portunidae. The transcript has 8 exons.